CAUCUGGUUGUUAUACAAGUUGUUUUAAGCUUGAUUAGUUACAAAAAGUUUAUCUUGGUCUGGUCAGUGAACAUUUAUCUUAAAAUAAUAAAUGAAACAAUAAUAAUAUACAGUCGAGGAGCUGUUGGGUCUUUCUCUUUGGAAAUAAUAACAGCGGCUCCGGUGGCAAAGCCGAUCACGUUUUCGAAGAAGGCAAAUAGUCUCGAGCAUGACGGAGGCGUUUUUUCCGUACGAGACGUCGAUAAGGAGGCCCGGGUGGGGCCUUGGAUGAAGGUGUGGGAGAUGUCGAGCAUCCAAAAGCUGGCCAAGAAAACAACGGUGACAGCAACCAAGCCCGGAGACCUGGCUGCUUCUCUUGUGCGCUCCGGCUAUGGGGUUCAGGCAUUUGAGACGUCAGGUCGGUUGAUGGAUGACUUCGCAGAACUAGGGGGUACAAGAUGUGCAAAUCUGAUGGAGACAGGGAAAGGUGUUCAUGCUUUGGUCGCAUUAGUAUCUCAUGCCGAUCAAAUAGAAGAUAUGUUUUUUGGCGUCGAGGGGGUUCUAAAAGGAUUGCGGAAAGAUGUAAUUAUUAUUGUCCAUUCAACCAUACUCCCCGCACACAUCCAGAAGAUGGAGAAAAUUAUUACAGGGGAUUAUCAGAUGGAAGUUAUUGACAUGUACGUCUUGCAGGCGCUGUCUGAAUCUUCAAUUGGAAAACGCAUGAUUAUUUCUUCUGGACAACUGGAAUCCCUGUCUAGGGCACAACCAUUUCUUUCUGCUAUGAGUGACAAGCUUGUCUUAUUUGAGAGUGAAAUAGGAGCAGGCAGCAAAAGUAAAAUGGUAAUCGAGCUUCUUGAAGGAAUUCACUUUGUUGCUUCACUUGAAGCUAUGUCUCUAGGUGCUCAAGCUGGGAUUCACCCUUGGAUAAUCUAUGAUAUCAUUUCUAAUGCAGCUGGAAGCUCAUGGGUCUUCAAAAACUAUAUUCCUCACAUGUUAAGGGGUAACCAGUCUACUCAUCAUCUACUCAGUGCUUUUAAUCAAAACUUGGGAAUAGUAUUGGAGAUGGCAAAAUCACUUAUAUUUCCACUCCCUCUUUUAACUGUUGCCCACCAACAAAUCCUUGCAGGAUCUCAUGGUGGGAAGGUUGAUGACGAUACGCCGUUACUUAAAGUCUGGGAAAAGUUAUCUGGGGUGAACAUCUUAGAAGCAGCUAAUGCAAAAACCUACAACCCAGAGGAGCUGGCUAGUCAAUCAUCUACCAAAUCAAAAACUGUAAAGCGGAUAGGAUUUAUUGGGUUAGGAGCAAUGGGAUUUGGCAUGGCAACACAUCUGCUGAAAUCAAAUUUUGUUGUGCUGGGUUAUGAUGUUUAUAAGCCUACCUUAUCGAGAUUUGAAAAGGAAGGUGGAAUUGCAGGGAGUAGUCCUGCUGACGUGUCCAAAGACGUGGAUGUGCUUGUUAUAAUGGUCGCAAAUGAAUAUCAAGCUGAAAGUGUUCUAUAUGGAGAUAACGGUUCUGUGGCAGCCCUUCCUUCUGGAGCAACUCUUCUACUUUCAUCCACGGUAUCUCCAGCAUUUGUCAGCCAGCUUGAAAGAAGAUUGCAGCCUGCACAGAAGGACUUGAAGUUGGUGGAUGCUCCUGUCUCUGGUGGUGUUAAAAGAGCGGCUGAUGGAACACUUACUAUAAUGGCGUCGGGUGCAGAUGAAGCUCUGGAGCAUGCUGGUUCUGUUCUUUCAGCGUUGAGUGAGAAGCUUUAUAUUAUAAAUGGAGGUUGUGGUGCUGGCAGUUGUGUAAAAAUGAUCAAUCAACUGCUUGCUGGAGUUCAUAUUGCAUCAGCAGCAGAGGCGAUGGCAUUUGGAGCACGUUUGGGUCUCAAUACAAAAAUGUUGUUUGAUGUCAUCUCAUACAGUGGUGGAACAUCAUGGAUGUUUGAGAAUCGUGGUCCUCACAUGGUAGAGAAUGAUUAUACACCAUUAUCAGCACUUGAUAUAUUUGUGAAGGAUUUGGGAAUUGUCUCUCGUGAAUGCUUCUCUCGUAGGGUACCACUUCACGUGGCAAACGUUGCACAUCAACUAUUCUUGUCUGGUUCAGCUGCUGGAUGGGGCCGAAUAGACGAUGCUGCUGUAGUGAAGGUUUAUGAAGCACUUACAGGAAUCAAAGUUGAAGGGAACGCCCAUGCUUUGAGUAAAGAUUUCGUCCUAAGCUCUAUUCCACCAGAGUGGGCAACAGAUCCUAUCAAGGAUAUUAUUGACCUUAACCAGAAAAAUUCGAAAACUUUAGUUGUUUUGGAUGACGAUCCAACUGGGACUCAAACAGUUCAUGACAUUUUCGUAUUGACGGAAUGGGAGUCUAGAUUUUCUUGGGACUCCUCAUCUUUGAAAUGCUUUCAUGGUUCCAAAAUGUUCCCCACUAUUCUGGAUCGUUCCGCAAUCACCCAGGAAUACUUCAUGCACCUCAGACACUCCCGAAAUGCUCUUCAGGCAUCCACAAUAUUCUACAUGAAUCGGAGCAUUCUUAUUCGGAGUAUAUGCACGCCCUUGUGCGGUAUUCGGUCCUCUUCAGCAACAGGCCGUGACUUGAAGAUGACAGUUGAAUCACUUGUUGAGAUGUUCAGUCAAAAGCCCAAAUGCUUUUUCAUUUUGACGAAUUCUCGAUCAUUAAGUUCUGACAAGGCUAGUGCACUAAUAGCAGAAAUCUGCAGCAACUUGUCUGCCGCUGCAAAGACAGUGGGCAACACUGACUACACUGUGGAGGCAGAUGCAGCUGUUUCUGUAAUUGGUGAAGUGGAUGUGUGGAUAAUUUGCCCUUUUUUUCUACAAGGAGGCCGCUACACUAUUGGAGAUGUACACUAUGUUGCAGAUUCUGAUAGGCUCAUCCCUGCUGGUAAAACAGAGUUUGCUAAAGAUGCUUCUUUCGGUUACAAAUCUUCUAAUCUGCGGGAGUGGGUGGAGGAGAAAACCGGUGGUCGGAUACCAGCAAGCAGUGUUUCUUCCAUUUCUAUUCAGCUACUAAGGAGGGGUGGACCUGGAGUUGUUUGUGAUCUUCUUUGCAGUUUGAAAAAGGGGUCAACAUGCAUAGUUAAUGCUGCCAGUGAAAGAGACAUGGCUGUAUUUGCUGCAGGAAUGAUUCAGGCUGAACUGAAGGGAAAGACCUUCUUAUGCCGUACGGCAGCUAGUUUUGUAUCAACUCGGGUCGGAAUCAUUCCAAAAUCUCCACUAUUGCCAAGCGAUCUUGCAAUAUCUAGAAAGAGGGCUGGUGGACUUAUAGUUGUCGGUUCAUAUGUUCCUAAAACUACAAAACAGGUAGAAGAGCUACUGUUACAAAGAGGUCAUGCCUUGACUUUGAUCGAGGUUUCUGUUGAUAGAAUUGCCAUGAGAUCAGUAGAAGAAAGAGAGGCAGAGAUCAACCAGACAGCUGAGAUUGCUGAUGUAUACCUAAGCAGUGGGAAAGACACUCUUGUGCUUACUAGUCGGCAGCUUGUUGUAGGAAAAACUACUUCCGAAAGCUUAGAGAUCAACUCCAAAGUAAGCUCCGCACUUGUGGAAAUAGUGCGCAGGAUAACCACAAGACCACGAUACAUACUUGCAAAGGGUGGAAUUACCUCUUCUGACCUGGCAACAAAAGCUCUAGAAGCCAAACGAGCCAAAAUAUUGGGCCAAGCUCUGGCUGGGGUACCCUUAUGGGAACUAGGUCCUGAAAGCAGACAUCCUGGAGUACCCUACAUCGUUUUCCCGGGAAAUGUUGGUGACAAUAAUGCUGUUGCUGAAGUUGUAAAACGUUGGUCGCAUCCAGGCAGACUUUCAACAAAGGAACUUCUUAUUAAUGCAGAAAAAGGUGGGUAUGCUGUUGGAGCCUUUAACGUCUAUAAUCUCGAAGGAGUUGAGGCAGUUAUUGCAGCAGCCGAGGAACAGCAGAGCCCUGCUAUUUUGCAGAUCCAUCCUAGUGCCUGGAAACAAGGAGGACUUCCAUUGGUAGCCUGCUGUGUAUCUGCUGCAGAACACGCAAGUGUUCCUAUUACAGUUCACUUUGACCAUGGAAGUUCCAAAAGAGAACUGCUGGAAAUUGUGGAAUUGGGAUUUGACUCCAUUAUGGUCGAUGGUUCACAUCUAUCCUUUGAGGAAAAUGUUUCGUGUACCAAGUACAUUUCGACCUUAGCUCACUCUAAAAAACUAAUGGUGGAAGCUGAGUUGGGAAGAUUAUCGGGAACAGAAGAUGGCCUAACUGUAGAAGAUUAUGAAGCAAGACUAACUGAUGUCAAUCAGGCUAGUGAGUUCAUUGAUGCAACGGGUAUAGAUGCUUUGGCCGUUUGCAUCGGAAAUGUCCAUGGAAAAUACCCUGAAAGUGGCCCCAAGCUGAGACUUGAUCUGCUCCAGGAUCUGUAUGAAUUGAGCUCACGUAAAGGAGUUCAUCUUGUACUUCACGGCGCCUCUGGCCUGGGAAAGGAUAUCAUCCAGGAAUGCAUAAGCCGGGGAGUAAGGAAAUUCAACGUGAACACUGAGGUCCGUAAUGCGUACAUGAACUCUCUAAAGAGUGUACAGAAAGAUCUGGUGCACGUCAUGGAAUCGGCCAAAGAAGCCAUGAAAGCUGUUGCUUCCGAGAAAAUGAAUCUCUUUGGCUCGGCUGGGAAAGCCUAAAUCAUCACAAUGCCAGUGUUCAAUAAGCAAAUAUAACGAGCCCAUGAACUCAAUGCUUUGUAAUGUCCCCAGUACUUGAUCCAUUUCUCGCUCAAAUAAUAAUAAAUUAUUAUUUAUAUGUUAUUUCUGUUGAUUUUUUGGUGUGGUCAUAUGUGGUUCUGUUGUUGUAAUUAUCCUCGAAAAUACUCGUGAAUGCCUGUUUAUUUGAUGAAUCAAAUUCAAGUAGUAAGAAUAUUUCAAUCGGAAAAUAUCUCAGCUUGUGGUCAUCAGUCUCGUUCUCCAUGAUAUGUACAUUUGAGUCUUUGACCCGGUAAACA
Messenger RNA from Striga asiatica, 4928 nucleotides. The record is from the annotation of a GenBank genome assembly. NCBI's taxonomy places the organism in Eukaryota, Viridiplantae, Streptophyta, Magnoliopsida, Lamiales, Orobanchaceae.